This is a messenger RNA of Cheilinus undulatus (humphead wrasse), 3181 nucleotides long. It is a transcript of the gene casp2, whose product is annotated as caspase 2, apoptosis-related cysteine peptidase. The record is from RefSeq and is a predicted model, not a curated record. The coding region runs from base 182 to 1513 and encodes 443 amino acids. Gene Ontology annotation, biological process: proteolysis; regulation of apoptotic process. Lineage: Eukaryota; Metazoa; Chordata; Actinopteri; Labriformes; Labridae. The transcript has 11 exons.
UACCCCGCGGAAGUUGAUUUGUAAAGUAGGAGAAGGGAUGUAAUUCGGCAUCAAAACAGUCUGAAAAGCGUUGAUAUUUUUCGCAGUGUUACCUUGGGGUUUGGAUAUUCUAUUGCAGAAAUAGAAGAACUCUAAGAAGCUCGUGUGUAUUUGGUACCUGUCCCAGUUUUUUUUGAUCACCAUGUUGGAGUGUGGGAUGCUGGAGCAGGACAGACGGGCUCUAAGGAGACGCUCUGCUGUUCUGUGCAAACAGCUGGUUGUAGAUGAACUGCUCAUUCAGUUCUUACAGGCAGACGAAAUCCUGACAGAGAGCAUGGCAGAGAGCAUCAUGGCUGAGCAAACAUCUCACAAACGGAGCUGGCGUUUACUUCUACUUUUACCAAAGCGAGGACCAAGAGCAUUUAGCAGCUUUUGUUCAGCUCUACAAGAAACUGACCAGCAGCACCUGUGUGACCUGCUCACACAAUCACCAGAAAAAGACGGAAAAGAAACACAUUCAGAAAGAUUUGUUGAGUCUCCUCUUCCCCUUUCAACCCAAGAAGGAAUUGCUGCAAAGCGAGCAAGGACACAAGAGUCCAUGGAGUUUAGUCUGGAUGCGGAUAGUCCCAUCAACACUCCGGUGCUCCCGUGUACAACGGAAUUUUACCUCUCCCACUGCCAGAAGUCCUACAGAAUGAAUUCAUCUCCUCGUGGUUUUGCCUUGGUGAUCAGCAAUGUGACCUUUGAUCCUCGUGCUGCUCCCGACCUUGACCCAAGGAAAGGAGGUGAGGUGGAUGAUGAGGUCCUCAGGAAGGUCUUCACAGAGCUUGACUACCUGGUUACUGUCCACAGAGACCUCACUGCUCAGGGCAUGAGGGCAUGCAUUGAGAACUUUGGUCGACGACAGGACCACCGGACAGUGGACAGCUGUGUGGUGUGUCUGCUUUCCCACGGAGUGGAGGGAGCUAUAUAUGGCACAGAUGGAGAGCUUCUGCAGCUGGACUGGGUGUUUGAGGCCUUUGACAAUGCACACUGCCCCCUGCUUCAGAACAAGCCAAAGAUGUUCUUUAUUCAGGCCUGCAGAGGAGAGGAGAUGGACUGUGGAGUGGAGCAGAUAGACGGGCCAGUGAGGACAAGCUCACCUAGCUGUGAACAGCGGGAUGCUGGAAGAGAGGGACAGGCGGACGCAGACUCCAGACGGAGAGGAGACAUGGGGAGACCCAGGAUUAAACUGCCCCAGCGCUCCGACAUGAUCUGUGGAUAUGCAUCUCUCAAAGGUCAGAAAAUUUGCACGGCAGCCAUGCGAAACACCAAGAGAGGAUCUUGGUUUAUUCAGGAACUUAACACAGCUCUCCGCCUCCAUGCCAGAGACACACACAUUGCAGACAUCCUGGUGCAGGUCAAUGGACAUAUCAAAGAGCGGGAAGGUUAUGCUCCAGGCACUGCCCACCACCGAUGCAAAGAGAUGUCUGAGUUCACCAGCUCAUUGUGCAAAGACCUCUACCUUUUCCCCAAGUACCAGCCUCAGUAUUGACAUGCAAAUUUGCAUAAUUACACACACACGGACCAUUCCUUUCCAUUAAAGCCUCACUUUAAAGGCCAGGAACUGUUCUUUCUAUGCCAAUUACUGCCACACCUUCCCCUAUUACAAAUGCACAUCCAUAUUGAGGAUUUAUUUAGUUGUAUUUUUUGCAUGAAAUCAGACAGACAUUCCCUCUAACUCAUGCAAACUUUGCCAUUAAAGUGGCAACUUCAGUUAAUCUACCUGGGAAAUGGGCAACAUAUAAGCAUAUAACAUGUGUUUCUGCAUGUCUGUAUUACAGGUUUAGUAGUUAUUCCUUCAGAUUGAAACAGAGAUGUAUUUUUGUUUUCCUACUGCACAGCUGCUUUGAGGUUUCAGUCACUUUUUAGAAAAGUAUUUUUACACAGAUGUAUUUUUGUGGCUUUAUUUUGUAUGAAUUGUUUUUUAAACUUUUAAAGCUCAUUCUCUUUGUAUAUAAUGUUUGUCAUAAGAUGUGGUAAUUUCUUUUUUUUGUGGCACAUAGCCACAGGCAGGGGGCAGCAAAGCAGAGACAAAUGCAUUUCAGCAUCUCUUAUCAAUAUUCCUUAGGGCUCCUGCAGGUUCAUAUUAUUUUUGCUGUCUAGAUCAUGGGCAGGUUUUAACUCAGUUAUUAUCAGCUAUAGUUCAGAUGAAACUGAAAAGUCUCCAGCUGUUUUUUUUUUUUUUUUAACUUAUUUUCAGAUUAGUUUUUACAGUUUGCCUUACCAACAGAAAAAAAUACAGGGCAGCUCUAAAACAGGAUCUUGAAUUUCCCAGACAUAAAUAUAUUUUUUGUACCCCUUUUCUCUAUGGACAUUCAGACAAGUCUGUCAAUUUAGAGCACUGUAUGAAAUGCCCCUUCUCAGCUGUGUUAGUGUAGGUGUGUCCCUGCCAGGGUGGUGGGCUGCCUGGGGAAUGUGGUGCUACUCAUGGGGUCAUACAUGUUAAGUAUGAACUCUGACUUUUACUCUGACUUACGACUGCUAAUAGUCUCUCUUGACAUCAGAGGUGCAUAUUUAGACGGUCAAUCAGCAUUUUUGUGAUAUUUUACUGUUACUGUAUGUGACUACAGUAGGGAUAAACAUGUAUUUACUGUCUUCCAUAAAUGUUAUGCAGUUUUCUACAGCAGCCUGUGUCAUGUGAGGAUGAUCUGUUAGAUGAAUUUAAGACCACAGAGCUUUCACAGUAUAUUGUAUCACUUCAGCCCCCCCCCACAAACACACCGAGAAAUCAAUUUAUCAAGGCUGUGUGCAUUGAUGUUUCCCAGAAAAGCCCCGAGCAGGCAAAGUGUGUUUAGUUACAACAGUGUUGUCGUGAGGAAAACAGAAUACAUGGUCGAAACAGUAUUGAUUGUUAACCAUCUGUAAACAAAGAUGCUUUUAAGUGAGUGUUAGGAGUGAGCACCUUCAGAAUAAGGUUUCCACACGCUCCUCUUAUCCUCUUUUCUUUUAUGUGAUUAGGAAAUAUGAUUUCAAAUAAAAAAACAGAGGAGUGAGUGGUAUGAAAGAGUAACUGCUACAGGCUGAGAAGUUUUCAAGAUUGGAUACGCUGCCAAGCUCUGCUGAGGUGCAGUGUGGGGGGGCCAAGAGAGAUUUGAUUUCUGUCAACGCCAAUCACUGCCAAAUGUUUUCUACAAUAAACAGGCCUUGAUUUUUAAACAAA